This is a messenger RNA of Paramecium primaurelia, 951 nucleotides long. The record is from the annotation of a GenBank genome assembly. NCBI's taxonomy places the organism in Eukaryota, Ciliophora, Oligohymenophorea, Peniculida, Parameciidae.
AUGGGGGAUUCAUUAGAGUCUCCAUCUUAAAAGCAUAUAAAAUAAGGAAAAGGACCCAAGAAUUCAGUUCAUUUUUAGGAUAUCAGUUAAAUAAACAAGAAGGAUCGAAGUAAAAUAAUGUAAAAUGAGACUGACAAAUUUAAGUACUUAUUCUAAAUUCCAAAUAUCAUUUCUGAUCCUAAGUUAGUAUAGAGAAGAAAGACAUUUGAGACGUUUACAAAAAAUGCUAACUUAGAUUUAUAUUAUAUGCACUUGAAGAAGGCAUCAGGAAUAGCAAGGAGUAUAUCAUAAAAGGCUGACUAUAAAGAAGUGAUAGCAAAAAUACACAAUAAUAAGAUGUAAGAUUAGUUUGUACAUAAAUUACACAAGAACAAAGGAUUAAUAUUAACAAAUGAGUUAUGGUCAAAUAAAUUAUUAAGUUAAGUAUCUGAUCAAUCUAGACUGAAAGAGUUAUCAUAAAUGUUAUAACUCUAGAAGAUUAAAUUAAAUUCAGAAGAAUAAUUAUAGAACUAUGAGUAAUACUUUAAGCAGUUUGUUAAAUCUAAAUGCUAAAAUGAAAUGGAAAUAAAAAGAGGAGAGGUGUCUAAAGCAUUUAAUGAUCUAGAUGAUUAAGUUACAUUAGAUUAGACUUACAAGGAUAGUCGUGUAUUAUCUACAAAUCAAAGUGUUCCAAUGAAAUAGACAGAUCAAAGUUUUUUUUCUAGGGAAAUAAUGACAGCAUAGAUGAGUAAGAAGAGAGUUGUAAAUUCUUAACAUAGUACAAUCAAAUUAGCUGAAUUACUUAAAUAAUCAAAUGAUGAAGUGCAUUCAACUUAGGAGGUUGUAAUAAAAUUGAGGAGAUUUACAAAGGAGGAAGCAGAUUUAUAAGAUAAGCCUAAGAAGAUUAGAAUAAGGAGAUUGUUUGCUGAGCAACUCAAUAAUGUAAUAAAGAAUUCAAAGAAAAUAAAUUGA